Messenger RNA from Erinaceus europaeus (western European hedgehog), 1630 nucleotides. It is a transcript of the gene TRADD, whose product is annotated as TNFRSF1A associated via death domain. The coding region runs from base 143 to 1141 and encodes 332 amino acids. Gene Ontology annotation, biological process: extrinsic apoptotic signaling pathway; positive regulation of canonical NF-kappaB signal transduction. Gene Ontology annotation, molecular function: transmembrane receptor protein tyrosine kinase adaptor activity. Gene Ontology annotation, cellular component: tumor necrosis factor receptor superfamily complex. The record is from RefSeq and is a predicted model, not a curated record. NCBI's taxonomy places the organism in Eukaryota, Metazoa, Chordata, Mammalia, Eulipotyphla, Erinaceidae. The transcript has 6 exons.
GGCGCCGCCCCUGAGCUCCGCGCACACCCGGAAGCAGCGAGACACCAGUGGAGCUGGACCGUAUAGGGGCUCCGGCCCGGCCCAGGCUGCCAGUUUUAGUGACUGUGAUGGGACAUGUUUCCAGUGCCUCCCUGCAGGUCUGAUGAGCAAACUCUGGUUUGUCCGGGCUCUGCUUCCACUUCUUGGAGUGCGACGUCAUCUAUUGGGAGGCAAGAUGGCAGCUGGGCCAAAUGGACUGGAGGAGUGUGUGGGCAGUGCAUACUUGUUUGUGGAGUCCUUGCUGGACAAGGUGGUCCUGUCAGAUGUCUACAGUCAGCCCCAGCAGAAGGUGGCUGUGUACAGCGCUCUUAGGACUGCUUUGACAGAGAACGGUGGGAGCCCAGAUACGCUGCAAAUACUCAAGAUCCAUCGCAGUGAUCCGCAGCUGAUCGUGCAGGUGCGGUUCAGUGGGCGGCAGCCCUGCUGCUGCUUCCUCAGUGCCUACCGCGAGGGGGCGCUGCGCUCCGCACUGCAGAAGAGUUUGGCGGCGGCGCUCACCACGCACUUGCACUCUGUGCCGCUGCAGCUGCAACUGGAGCUGCGCGCCGGGGAGGAGAGGCUGGACACCUUGCUAACAGAUGAGGAGCGUUGCCUAACUUGCAUCUUUGCCCAGAAGCCCGAUCGGCUCAGGGAUGAGGAACUCAUUGAAUUGGAAGCUGCCCUCCAAAAUCUGUCCUGUGGGUCUGGAGGCCAGGAUGUAGCUCCUUCCCCCUUGCAGCCACCGGCCCCCUCUCCGUCGGAGAAGUCAUCACCAUCUGGCCAGACUUUUCUAUUCCAGGGGCAGCCCAUAGUGAACCGGCCAUUGAGCCUCCAGGACCAACAGACUUUUGCACGCUCAGUGGGCCUCAAAUGGCGGAAGGUGGGGCGCUCACUGCAGCGCAGCUGCCGCGCAUUGCGGGACCCGGCGCUGGACUCACUGGCCUACGAGUACGAGCGAGAGGGGCUGUAUGAGCAAGCUUUCCAGCUGCUGAGGCGCUUCGUGCAGGCCGAGGGUCGCCGCGCUACCCUGCAGCGCCUGGUGGAGGCGCUCGAGGAGAACGAGCUCACCAGCCUGGCAGAGGACUUGCUGGGCCUGGCGAAUCCUGAUGGCAGCCUGGCCUAGGGUGCAAGAGGAAGAGGCGGUGGCUCCGCCAGGUUUCCAGCAUCUUGAUCCUCGGGCCCGUUCUGCUGCCACUGCUGACCUCCCCUAAGACUACACUUAGCUGGACUUAGUUCAGACUGCUGGGCAGACUGCCUUCUGCAGGAGUUGGACAGACACCAUGCCUACUGCAGGUGCCACUGGGGAUUCAGUCUCUGGAGACAGAGAGCUCAAGGGACCUGCUCGAGAGGACUGUCUUACCCUUCCCCUCUUAGAAGAGAGGAUCCUGGCAAUCUGUGGACUCUUCACAAUCACGUCAUGCCUGAGGUAUCAGAGGUCCCAGAUUCAGUCCUCAGUACCACCACAAGCCAGAGCCCAGCAGUGCUCUAUUAAAAAAAAAUUACCUGCUGUCUCUAAGCUUCAAAUACUGUAGUGAAGAAGACACACUGCCCUCAGUUCACAGUGUGGGGGCUCCAAAUAUUAGCAACAGUAAUAAAAUGUUUUUAUUUUAAA